Mucor velutinosus is the source of this 843-nucleotide messenger RNA. RefSeq lists its product as uncharacterized. The transcript has 4 exons. The record is from RefSeq and is a predicted model, not a curated record. Gene Ontology annotation, molecular function: hydrolase activity, acting on carbon-nitrogen (but not peptide) bonds, in linear amides. The coding region runs from base 1 to 843 and encodes 280 amino acids. Lineage: Eukaryota; Fungi; Mucoromycota; Mucoromycetes; Mucorales; Mucoraceae.
AUGCCUCUUGCAGCAGUAGGGCAAUUUUGCGCCACAGCGUCCAUUGUAGCCAAUAAGUCCAUAUGCGUUGAUCUCAUCAAGAAAGCAGCUCGACAAGGUGCAUCUAUGAUAUUCCUUCCUGAGGCUUCCGACUUUAUCUCUAGAAAUGCACAGGAAGCAAAAGAGCUUACUACAGCACUAGACACAUCUGAAUUCAUCCAAGGCGUGCAGAGCGAAGCAGCCGCAUCAGGUAUCUGGGUGUCUGUUGGUGUCCAUGAAACAACCACAGCUGCCGAGAGUGACAAGAUCUACAAUACGCAUGUGUUGAUUGAUAGUUCAGGCAUCAUCAAAAGUGCUUAUCGCAAGAUACAUUUAUUUGAUGUCGAUAUAGCGGGUGGACCAAGACUGAUGGAAAGCGACACGACAGAAAAGGGAGACACUGUGGGUUGUCCUGAAGCGACACCAUUAGGGAAACUAGGCUUGCAAACGUGCUAUGAUAUGCGCUUUGCAGAAGCCUCCAUUGCUUUAAGAGCGAGGGGAGCAGAGCUGCUGGCUUAUCCCAGUGCGUUCACUAUCAAGACAGGCAUGGCACAUUGGGAGGUUUUGCUAAGAUCCAGAGCAAUUGAAACGCAAACCUAUGUUGUUGCCGCUGCUCAAAUUGGCCAGCAUAAUGAAAAGAGGGCUAGUUAUGGCAAUGCUAUGAUUGUCGAUCCAUGGGGAACAGUGCUUGCUCGCUGUCCUGAUACUGCAAACAAACCAUCCAUCGCGAUUGCAGAUAUUGAUCUGGAUUAUCUCACACGAAUCAGAGCUGAAAUGCCUGUGAUGAACCAUCGCAGAACGGAUCUGUACCCCAAAAUCGAAUAA